UCACCUUGUCUUGUCGACAGUUCGAAAAGAAAUAAAAAAAGGGAAUCGCCUUCUUGACGUUUGCCAAUCGCCAACCACCGUCUUGCUGAAAAUUUUGCUAAAAGCGAGCGAGUGAAUCCUCGUCUUUCCGGCCCUUUGUUGACCGGCGAUGUCGGGCGGCGACAAGCAGACGACGGCGUGCGUGACCGGCGGGAACGGGUACAUCGCCUCCGCCCUCAUCAAGACGCUGCUGCACAAGGGCUACGCCGUGAAGACGACGGUCAGGAACCGCGAUGACAUGGCCAAGAACUCGCACCUCGAGGACUUGCAGGCAAUCGGCCCCCUGCAGGUCCUCCGCGCCGACCUGGAUGAAGACGGCAGCUUUGACGAAGCCGUCGCCGGCUGCGACUACGCCUUCCUCGUCGCUGCUCCGAUGAACCUCAAAUCGGAGAAUCCUGAGAAAGAGCUGAUCGAGGCCGCCGUCCGUGGAACCCUGAACGUCUUGAGGUCGUGCGUGAAAGCGGGCACCGUGAAGCGCGUGGUCCUGACCUCGUCGGCGGCCGCCGUCUCCACCAGGCCGCAGCUGCAAGGCGACGGCCACGAGCUGGACGAGGAGUCCUGGUCCGACGUCGACUACCUCACUGCCAACAAGUCAUCUGCGCCGCCGCAGGCGUACCCGGUCUCCAAGGUGCUCGUGGAGAAGGAGGCGUCCAGGUUCGCGCAGGAGCACGGCAUGAGCCUGGUCACCGUCUGUCCCCCCGUCGUCGUCGGCGCGUCACCGGCCAGAAGGAACCACACCAGCGUUCCCGCCAACCUCUCUUUGCUAUCCGGUGACCAGGCAGCGUUCGCGGUGCUGAAAGCCAUCGAGAGGGACACCGGCUGUAUGCCGCUGGUACACGUGGACGACCUCUGCCGCGCCGAGGUGUUCGUCGCUGAGGCGGCGGCGGCGGCCGCGGGGAGGUACAUCUGCUGCAGCCUCAACACGACCAUCGUCGACAUCGCCCGUUUCCUGGCACACAAGUAUCCACAGUACAAUGUGAACACAAAAAAUCUCUCCGUCGAGGUGCUUGAGAAACCCAGAGUGUGCCUCUCGUCAGCAAAGCUCAUCAGGGAAGGGUUUCAGUACAAGUACAGGACCCUGGAUGAGAUAUACGUCGACUUCGUGGAGUACGGGAAGGCUCUGGGCAUUCUGCCCAACUGAUGUGUGAUGCUCCUCCUCUGCUUUUCGGUCGGUGGUAAUCAGGAUUCAGAACACCAAAACCAUGUGGCUGCAGAAUAAAUCUCGGUUCGUUCAGUUUGUAUAAAACUAGAGAUGUGGCCAGUGUCAAGAAAUAAUUGUCGCAACAAAAGACUUGUACAGAUUGAAACAGCAAGACCUAAAUUCCGCCAUUUCAACCCUCUCACUCGCAGACUGUU
Panicum virgatum (switchgrass) is the source of this 1395-nucleotide messenger RNA. Its product is annotated as anthocyanidin reductase ((2S)-flavan-3-ol-forming)-like. NCBI's taxonomy places the organism in Eukaryota, Viridiplantae, Streptophyta, Magnoliopsida, Poales, Poaceae. The transcript is spliced from 6 exons. Bases 149 to 1180 code for a protein of 343 amino acids. Gene Ontology annotation, molecular function: oxidoreductase activity, acting on the CH-OH group of donors, NAD or NADP as acceptor. The record is from RefSeq and is a predicted model, not a curated record.